This is a messenger RNA of Parasteatoda tepidariorum (common house spider), 3121 nucleotides long. RefSeq lists its product as uncharacterized. Lineage: Eukaryota; Metazoa; Arthropoda; Arachnida; Araneae; Theridiidae. Gene Ontology annotation, molecular function: cytokine activity; growth factor activity. The record is from RefSeq and is a predicted model, not a curated record. Gene Ontology annotation, cellular component: extracellular region.
CGUUUUGUUUUGUUUGUACGAUGUUUGUUUGUCAGAGAUGUUUCAAUGAUAAGACAUAAAACUGGCUAGUGACAGAGAUGAAAAAAGGAUAUUUUGCAAAGGUUUGAAGCAUGAGAAGGAAAUCUAUACUAAACGUGCUCUGAUGACAACGAGAUUAAGAUAAAAGCACAUUAAUCGUGAUGCUGAGCAACAUCAUUUGAUUGGAGUGUUUGUAAAAGGUCCAGAGAAUGUCGAUGUUUCUGAAGUGAUAUCUCAACCCUUUAUAGUUCUAUUCUCUGAAGAUGAUGACCACAUGAGCAUAGAAGAGUUGGACAGAGACUUAAAUAAUCUUAGGGAAAAGAGAGAUGUAAAACCAGAGAUUUUAGACAAUGAACUGCCAGAUUACAUGUCAGAAAAGGUGGAUGGUUCACUAGCAGAAGUUCAAGCUCGAAUCAAGUACAAACCUUUAGAUUCCGCUGUUGUUCCUCGUCCUGAAGCUAGAAAAGUGUCUCCCUCAUCCUUAGAGAAGCACAGAAAGAGGAGGCGUCGUCGUCGAAGAAAGGAUAAACGCUUACCAUAUGCCUGGGGGAAAAAUUGGUUCAAAAAGGAGACGAGAAAUAAUCCCGACUACGAAGGAGAUGAUGAAGAUGAUUAUCUUGAUGAUGAGAGUACAUUUGAUCAAGAUUCAUGCCAAAAACGGAAGUUGGUCGUAAAUUUUGCAGAAAUAGGUUGGGGCGACUGGAUCAUUUCUCCCAAGACGUUCGAUGCUUCAUAUUGUUCUGGUGUUUGUUCUCAUCCCCUAAAGAAAAAUGUACAGUCAUCCAACCAUGCCACGAUUCAAAGUUUAAUCUACUCUAUGGGAUUGAAGAAAGGUGUACCAGGUUUAUGCUGCGUUCCUCAAUCUCUGAGUUCUGUUUCUCUCAUGUACUAUGAUGAGAACAGGAAUGUCAUUCUCAAAAGCUACCCAAACAUGAGUGUGGAAAGCUGCUCUUGUCGUUAAGAUCAGUCGUUGUUAAAAAAAAAUCUUUUCGUACAUCAAUAGAAUUCUUUUUACUAUCCUUUGGCACUUUUCUCACUUUACACUUUUGGUAUUUCUUUUAUAGAUACAGCUAUUAACUUUCAUAAUGUAUAGUAUGUGUGGAUAACAACAAAAUCUCAAAUUUCGAAGAAUUAUAAAAAUAAUUACUAUUUCUAAAAUUUUUUGAAAAAUUUCUCGAAUCAUUAUUAACAGUCAAUUUUAUAAAAUUUAUUUCUUAAUGGUAUAGAUUUCUUGUUGAUUACACGCUUGAUUAUUUUAAACUCGUAUUUUCAUAUAUCAUGUUAAAAUGUCAUAAUAUGGUAUGCAUUCUCAGAAACAAAACUUUCAUUUUGACGAUUCAGCGUUUCUUGAGUGUUUUGUUAAUUUUGAGAAUCAUUUUGUCACGAAAUCAUGUGAUUUGUGACUUUCAAAUACCUGACGAAAAUGUUUCCUCAACUCGGAACCUCAUCGCAGUGCAUUGUUAACUGGAAUGACGAAACAGAAUAAAGACUAGACGAUUGAAGCUAGAAGGACGAAAUAUUUCAUUCAAACGAAGAAAGUUUUGUUAAAUCUGAAUAAACAUUUUUUACAGUGUGUUAGGUAAUAGUAAUUAGACCGGAAACUGCAAUGACCUAGUCAAGAUUUCUGAUGAGCAGGGUCGUAGUGAAAGCUAAUUUUUUUGCAAAAUGCAAAAUUAAGCUACCUAAUUUUGAUUUAAACAAAAUGAUCAGUUUUAAGAAUUUUAAUAAAUCGAAAUAAAAGUUGAAUGAAAAAAAAUAAAUCGGUUUAUCUGUCGAUAAAUUUAUGUCUUUCCGGAAAAGUAUAUAUUAUUUUACAACUUUAGGAGUGGAUAGAUAUCUCCUUUAUUCCCUUAACUCCCGUUUAUAGGAAAAGAAUUUAAUUAAUUUAAUUUGUAUCACGUUAAUAGACUUAGGCUUUUCAAGUUUUCGCCAUUUCAGAAGACAGGACAGAAACUUAAAUUUUGUAUAAAAUGUAUAACAUAUAAAAUAACCUAUGUAAAAAUACCUGAUAAUGAAAUAACUUGGAAAGGCGUGUAUAAAAAUCUAUAAUUUUAUCUAAUAGUUGCUUGUUUGUGAUAAUUUUGUCUACUUGAUUUAGGGAUACUUUAAACAAGAAUACUUUAAACUUUUAGAGCACUAGAAUACUUUAAAAAAUUUUUUCAAAUCCACGAAAACAACACUUUUUAUUUUCACAGCUAACACUUCGGAAAUUUUUUUACUGCUUGCUUAAUGUAUCAUAAAACUUUUAUUUACAAUGUCUUAAUUUGGUGCAUAUGUUAGGGUUAAAAGAAUAAUUAAAGCUAAAAGUAGAUUUAUGCAGUUAAAGUUGGAGAUAAUCAAUCCUUACUGGUUAUAGCUCCUGAAACCUCCAAUGGUUACACUUUUAACCGAGUAAAACUGGGUCUAACUAAGUCAGGUCAGUUAUAGUCUGAAUCCUAAUAUCUAAAGCCUAAUAGCUACUAUACACAUUAUCAUCUGAGCAAUGGUCUUUAACAUUAAAAUAAAUCAGUGUAGGAAAAUUUGGCAAUAGCUUUUAACCAUAAAAGAAACUUCAGUAUAUGAAAACCGGGCAAUGUAUAUUCAAUUAACAAUUUCAUCACUUAUACAAAAUCAUUCAAUGAAUAACGAUGAUAACGAAAAGUUCUGUUAGAAAGCACGAUGUUCCAUAAUCACCACCCUCAACUUAUAUUUUUAGACAACUAAUCCGUAAUGAAAUAAGAAAUGCAUACAUAAUAGGGGUUACAAAUUAAAAUGCAAGCGUAGGGAGAACGUAAUAAUUUUUGAAAUCUAGCAAACUACUAUUAAGUAAGGUGAAACUGAAACAUCGAAUCCUGUUGGUUUGCUGCAGGAAACAGAACAGUUGAUGUGAUUAUUAGAAAUAUCUUUAAAUUUUAUCGUGCUCUCAAACUGAUUUUGAUCUGUUUAAUCUAAGAUUUCCUUUAAUAGUUCGACUGAUAUCAGUAGUGUUUUUUUGUUUUUUCUUGCUUAAACAUAUAUGUAUGACUUCGAAUGAGUGUAAUUUUUUGCCUUCUUAUUUUUUUUAUAACGAUUCCAAAUUAUUUAUUAUAAAUGGUGAUUAAAAACAUCCAAUAAAUGUUUUUUG